Molecule: messenger RNA, 846 nt
Organism: Tripterygium wilfordii
Lineage: Eukaryota; Viridiplantae; Streptophyta; Magnoliopsida; Celastrales; Celastraceae
Product: zinc finger MYM-type protein 1-like
Exons: 1
Coding region: 207-632 (141 amino acids)
Molecular function (GO): protein dimerization activity
Source: RefSeq, a predicted model, not a curated record
CUAAAAAAAGACUAAUCCGUAGAAAAAAACAAUUUGAUGAAAUUGAGCAGGAACACACCUCAUUUUCUGCUGAGGAAUCGUUUAGGGUUUCUUAUUUUUUGGUUGUUGUUGAUGUUGCUAUUUCGUCUUUGAAGAACAGAUUUGAACAAUUGGAAGCAUUUGAAUGUAUAUUUGGCUUUUUAUUUGAUCCUAAGAAGUUGGUUAAGAUGGAAUACAACAAUUUGAAAGAAUCUUGUAUCAAGCUCGAAGCUGCUCUAACACAUGGCAACAAAUCAGAUAUUAGCUCCGAUGACUUGAUUAGUGAAUUGCAAGUGUUGAUCAUUUAUUUACCUGCAGGAACAGAGACAGCCAUUCAAGUUCUUGAGUUUGUGGAAUCUUUGAAUUGUUUACCAAAUGUUUCUAUAGCUUAUAGAAUUUUAUUAACUGUUCCAGUAACUGUUGCAUCAGCAGAGAGAAGCUUUUCUAAGCUAAAAUUGUUGAAAAACUUUUUGAGAUCAACUAUGUCACAAGAGAGGUUGAAUGGAUUGGCCAUCUUAUGCAUUGAAAAGCAUAUGUUGAAUAAGUGUGACUUUGAGGUUGUUAUUGAUGAUUUUGCUUCUCAAAAUGUUGUGAGGUCUAAGAUAUUUAUGUGAUUUCAUGUAAUUUUCAAAAUGUAUAAUUUUUUUUUCCAAUUUUUGUAAUGACUGAUUAUAAAUUUUAUGUAAUGAAAUUCAAGGCGUGAUGGCCUAGCCUCCCAGAUUUGGGUUCCAGCCAUCAAAAAUUUCAUGUGUUGUAUUUUAUGUUUAUAUAAAGGGCCUCCAAAUAAUUAUAUGCCCAGGGCCACCAAAAGGGCAGGGCCGGCCCUGU